AUGGAGCAGAGUAAUAAAGCCCAUCGUAAAACGAAGGAAAAGAACACAGCCAAGAAGAAACUGCAUACACAAGGUCAUAAUGCCAAGGCCUUUGCAGUUUCGGCACCUGGAAAGAUGGCAAGACAGAUGCAAAGAUCUAGUGAUGUCAACGAGAGAAAGUUGCACGUUCCUAUGGUUGAUCGUACUCCUGAUGAUGAUCCACCUCCAGUGAUCGUUGCAGUUGUUGGACCUCCAGGUACAGGUAAGACUACUUUGAUUAAAUCAUUAAUUAGAAGAAUGACCAAGACCACUUUAAAUGAUAUUAAUGGUCCCAUCACUGUUGUUUCAGGUAAACAUAGAAGAUUAACGUUUAUUGAAUGUCCUGCUGAUGAUUUGAACUCCAUGGUUGAUGUAGCUAAGAUAGCUGAUCUAGUAUUACUAUUAAUUGAUGGUAAUUUUGGUUUUGAAAUGGAGACAAUGGAAUUUUUAAACAUCGCCCAAACACAUGGUAUGCCUAGAGUUCUGGGGGUUACUACCCAUUUAGAUUUAUUUAGAUCUCAAUCUACUUUAAGAACUUCUAAGAAGAGAUUAAAGCAUAGAUUUUGGACAGAAGUGUAUCAAGGUGCAAAGUUAUUCUAUUUGUCUGGUGUAAUCAAUGGUAGAUACCCUGACAGAGAAAUAUUAAACUUGAGUAGAUUUAUCUCAGUUAUGAAAUUUAGACCAUUGAAAUGGAGAAAUGAACAUCCUUAUUUAUUAGCCGAUAGAAUUACAGAUUUAACUCAUCCAGAAAAGAUUGAAAGAGAAGGGAAACAAAUUGAUAGAAAAGUUGCAUUAUACGGUUAUUUACAUGGGACUGCAUUACCUUCUAUUUCUGGUACCAAAGUUCAUAUUGCUGGUGUAGGUGAUUUCCCAAUAUCUCAAGUGGAAAAAUUACCAGACCCUUGUCCAACUCCAGGUUAUCAACAAAAAUUGGACGAUUAUGAAAGAGAAAAGAUGAAGGAAGAAGGUAGUACGUCAGUAACACCAAAACGACGUAAGAGAUUGGAUGACAAAGAUAAAUUAAUUUAUGCUCCAAUGUCUGAUGUAGGAGGGAUUCUUAUGGAUAAAGAUGCAGUUUAUAUCAAUGUUGGUAAGAAAAAUGAAGAUGAAAGUUUUGUCCCAGGUCAGGAGAGAGGUGAAGGUGAAAAAUUAGUUACAAGUUUGCAGCUAGCUGAAAAGAGUAUUGCAGAAAAUUUUGAAGGUGUUGGUAUCCAAUUAUUUAGUAAUGGUACUGAAUUACACUCCGUUGAACCUGAAGAAGACGAGUUCGUCGAAGAAGAAGAACAAGUGGAAGGUAGCAAUAAAGGUAGAGCUAAUAUGAGAAAACCAAAGGUUUAUGGUAAAUCUAUUCAAGAAGAUGAUGAUGAUAUCGACUUGGAUGCUAUUCCAAGUGACGAUGAAAAUGAAGAUGUGGAAGAUGAUAGCGAACCAAGAAUGGAGGAAAUUGAUUUUGGAGACAACAAUAAAAGCACCAAUACUGCAGAGACUGAUUCGGAAUUUGAGCUAAGUGAUAAUGACGACAAUUGGGAAACUGAUGUUGCCAAUAAAUUACAAGCGAAUAAAACUAAGCGUCGUAGAAAAUGGGAUAUUGGAAAACUUAUAUAUAUGAACAAUAUUGAACCUGAGGAUUGUAUUAAGAGAUGGAAGGGUGAAGAUGAAGAAGACGAAAGUGAUGAUGAAGGAGAGAGCGAUAUUGAAAAGGAUGAACAAGAAUUCUUCACUAAAAAAACCGGGGUCAUGGAUCAAAACAAGGAAACUUUUAAUGAUUUAGAAAAAUUUGUUCCAUAUUUUGAAAAGAUUGAAAAAUUAGUUGAAAAAUGGAAAUCUCUGGAUUCAAUUAACGAUAGAUUUAUUGGUGCCUCUAUGAAAUCUAAAACUGAGGACGCUGAAGGCGAUUCUAAUGAAGAUGAGGUAUUUGGUGAUUUUGAAGACUUAGAGGACGAAAAUCAAGAAGAAGAAAAUCAGGACGAAGUAGAAGAUGAUGAAGGAGAACAGUCAGAUGAUUCUUUCACAAACUUCGAUAAAGAAGAGAAAAAGGAUCUAACCAUGGAUGAAGAGCGUGAACUAAAUGCAGCUAAGAAAGAGAAAUAUCGUAAACAAUUUGAAAUUGAAGAAGGUGAAAAUUUCAAGGAAGAUGACCCAGAUAAUGAAUUUGAUACAUGGUACGAAUUGCAAAAGGCUAAAAUGGCAAAACAAUUGGAAAUUAAUAAGACAGAACUAGAUGAUAUGACUCCGGAACAACGCCAAAAAAUUGAAGGUUAUAAAGCAGGUUCAUAUGUCCGUAUUGUAUUUGACGAUGUUCCUAUGGAAUUCAUUGAAAAUUUUGAUGCAAGAUUCCCUAUCAUAAUGGGUGGGUUAUUACCAACUGAAUUGAAAUUCGGUAUUAUCAAGGGUAGAUUAAGAAGACAUCGUUGGCAUAAGAAGAUUCUAAAGACCAAUGACCCAUUGGUUGUUUCUCUUGGUUGGAGAAGAUUCCAAACAUUACCAAUCUAUACUACUACCGAUUCUAGAACAAGAACAAGGAUGUUGAAAUAUACCCCAGAGCAUACUUUUUGUAAUGCUAGUUUCUAUGGGCCAUUAUGUUCUCCAAAUACACCAUUCUGUGGUGUUCAAAUCGUAGCAAACAGUGAUACGGGUGGUGGUUUCAGAAUUGCUGCCACUGGUGUUAUUGAAGAAUUAGAUGUUGAUACAGAAAUUGUUAAGAAACUGAAGUUAAUUGGUUAUCCUUACAAGAUUUUCAAGAAUACAGCAUUCAUUAAAGAUAUGUUUUCAAGUGCUAUGGAGGUUGCUAGAUUUGAAGGUGCACAAAUUAAGACUGUUUCUGGUAUCAGAGGUGAAAUCAAAAGAGCAUUAUCUAAGCCUGAUGGACAUUUCAGAGCUACAUUUGAAGAUAAGGUUUUAAUGAGUGACACUGUUAUAUUAAGAUCAUGGUAUCCAGUUCGUAUCAAACGUUUCUAUAAUCCUGUGACAUCUUUACUUUUGGAGAAGAAGACAGAAUGGAAGGGUGUAAGAUUAACCGGUAAGAUUAGGGCCGAUCUAAAUAUUGAGACUCCAACUAACCCAGAUAGUGCAUACAAGAAGGUUGAACGUGUUGAAAGACAUUUCAAUGGUUUGAAAAUUCCAAAGGCUAUUCAAAAGGAUUUGCCAUUUAAGUCUCAAAUUCAUCAAAUGAAACCUCAAAAGAAGAAAACAUAUAUGGCUAAGAGGGCUGUCGUCAUGGGCGGUGAAGAAAAGAAAGCUCGUGCAUUUAUGCAAAAGGUGUUGACUAUAUCAAGAGCUAAGGACGAGAAGAGAAAAUCCAAAAAGGCUGAUCAACGUAAGGAAAGAUUAAAGAGACUUGCUAAGACAGAGGAAGCUAAAUUAGAAAAGGAAAAAGAGAAGAAGAAAGAAUAUUUUGCUAAGAAUGGUAAAAAGAGAAGUAGUACUACUGAAGAUAGUAGAGGUAGUAAGAGAAGAUAG
Molecule: messenger RNA, 3477 nt
Organism: Maudiozyma saulgeensis
Lineage: Eukaryota; Fungi; Ascomycota; Saccharomycetes; Saccharomycetales; Saccharomycetaceae
Source: the annotation of a GenBank genome assembly